UCUGUUAUUUGCCUGCUUGGUUGGGAAGGACCUGAUGUGCUUCAGGUGUUUGUGGAAAAGACUUCCCCUUAAGAAAGACGGGAAGCCUCUUCUGAUAGUUUUCUGCUGGGCUGUCUUUAGAGGCGGCAGCAGCAGCAUGGACCUUUGGUUUGGGGACAAGUACAGUAGGGGGGGGAAAUGACUUAGCUUCCUAGAGCUUGAGUUGGGGGAUUAAAUAUAUGUUGAAGGUGUAGAUAAAACAGGUUAUGAAAGGGUGUGGGAAAAAGGUGAGGAUUUCAGACAGGAGGCUCUGGGCAAUUCGUUGAGGCUAGCUGAUUGUCAAAAAGGCUCUGUAUUCUCUGACUGUCCUUUGCUUCCAGAAGAGAAAAUGAACACUCCUGCUGCCUCUGAAAGUGGGCCUUACUCCACAAACCAAAGACCCUUUUUUUAUACACAUGCAACAGCACAACAGCGCUUCUCUAACCCAUGGCUCCUUGGCCCUGUGUACAACCCAUAUGGCAUCUCUACAGCAGGUAUAAGAAGCGGUAAUCCGUAUUUCCCAUUAUAUUCUGUUCCUUUCCAUGAGUAUCCUGGAUACAUAGUCCCACAGCAUCCCAUGCACGUGAGAGUUAACAGGAGACCUUAUUUUAAUGGUCACCCGCCCUCGCCCAUGUUUUAUCAGGCCACACGUUUCAGGCAUUACGGCCCUGGGAAACGAACAGAAACAAAAGAAACACAGACUGAUGUUAGACAGACUGAAAGUAAAGCAAGAAAACAUCAGGAUCACAGUAUAGAAACAAAAGGUUGUGAUGCUGGAAAUAUGGCCUGUGUCCCAUCUACUGCUGGAAAAGGAAGUGAAAGUUCUUUAGAAACACCAGAGAGGAUUGUAUCUACUCCUGUUUCAGACAGGGACUUUACCAAGAGCUCUUCGAGUUCUGUACAGUUUCGAAGCCUUCCUCCACCAGGCUACGCCUUUGAGAAAGAGGAAGUAAGAAUAGAGUAUGCCAAUGAUGGUGCACCAUCCAUUCAACUAUGGAAGUCCGUCAAAGAAACAAUCCCUUUGUAUGAUGUGGCAAAGAAAGAGAAUGUAGUGCAAAGAGAUGUGUUUGCUCUGAGCUCUUGUGAAGAAGUAGUGUAUGGGUCUCCUGAACAGGGACAAUUGGUGCCAAGUAUUUCUUACCCAGAGGAGGAAAAGACUCUCGAAGAUAUACAGGAAGAAGAGACUCAAUACAAAGCAAAGCUGGAUUCAGAAAAACAGGGAACUACAAAUUAUAGAGUAAGCUCUCCUGUAGAUGAAGCUAGAACAAUGCAACUGUCUGAAUCGGCCAGACCUGACCAGUCACAAACAAAGCAAGAUGUGCUAAUGUCCAAACGACCCUCUGGCUUAAAGAGGUUGAGGAGUUCAAGAGCUCCUCCAGAUGUGUCAAAUCUUGUUCAACAAAGGGAGCUAUUUCCAUCUGGCAUGGAAAUAACAAAUGAUUCCUGUUUCCCGAAGAAAUUGAAUGAAAAUGGUGAUGUAACCAAUAAAGACUGGGCAACUUCAGAAUCAAGUAUGUGGUGUAAUGAGUCAGAGAAAUACGUUCCUUCUGAGAGCUGGUUGGCUUGCUUGGAUAGUAUGGAUACUAACUUUAACUAUGAAAAAUAUAUGUCCCGAAGAAAGCACCCAAGUAUACUCAGUGUUACCUCUGACGAGAUGUCUUCUGUUGAAGAAGAUUCAUCAAUUGACAAUGCACCCAUGUCUUAUUUUGUCCCUGACUACAUGCUUCAGAAGAGUAUGUGUACCUUCAAGAAAAGCACAGAGGGCUUGGGGAGAGAGAGAAUUAAAAGUGGGGGCUCCCUCAACGAAGAUGAGGAAGUGGAAGGGCAUGAGAAAGCCAAUAUUGGCUAUAGCCAGAAUUUGAAAAAAUGUUCAAGAGUCAAGGCUAAGGAGCUCUCAAGUCGAACUAAAAAGUUAGACAAUAUCUUCAAGUCUUCUAGCAGUAGGCAGCUCUAUCCUCACAAGAAAAAAUCUUCUAAGAGCUUGUCUCCAUCAGAAGCUGACGACUCUGAAGAAUACUGGGUAAAGGAACCAGAGGAGGAUGAAGAAGAAGAUGAGGAAGAUGAGGAGGAAGAAGGGAAGGAAUACUUGAUUCAAGAAGCUGCACCUUAUGGAAGUUUGAACCCUAGUAAAAGUAGCCUCUACUGGACGAAUGGCCAGAAGGUGUUCUGGAGAGUCCCUAAAAAUGUUGUGCCAGUGCAUGCUCUUAAUUUCCCAUUACAAGAAAAAGUGAAAAUGUCAGGAGUGGCUACUAAAUUGAAGAAGGAGCGAAAGCAAGAUGAGGAACUCUGUGGUGAUUUCAACUUCUGCCUGAAGAGGCCUACAGCAAACCAGCUAGAAAUGUUUGAACCCAGACGAAAUUUGAUACGAUAUUCAGAAAGAUUACAAGAAGAAGAAAGAAGGAUCAUGGAUGAUGACUACUGGAUAAAAAGUCUUAUAGCUGAUGACUACUGGAUGAAAAGUGGUGCAAGGCCCAAGUUUGCAAGCCUAGUGCACAGUGGUCCCUCAACCACAGCCAAAAGCAGAGAGAAGGAAGUACGACCUGUUGCUGCAGACAAUUGGCAUGUAGUAGAUUCACCAAAGAAGAAAGGGGUGCAUAAACCUCCACAUAAACGUAGAAAUACAAGACGUGAUGAAGAAGACGUUCAAGAAUGGGAGAAGCCAAAAACAUCCCAUCGCAAGGGGCGUGAAACAAGGAGAUCUCUUUAUAAAAGAAGAUAAUCAGAAUGGUGAAAUGUGUAUAAAUUUGCCCAUAUUGUUCAGAUGAGUCAUUAGUAUUUUUUUGUAACUAUAUCAGCAGGGUCAAAGUUGCACUUGAAGGAUUCCUAAGUGCACAUUUAAAAGAUGUAUAAAAAUAAACUGGACACUAAAAUAAAGGCAUGGGAAUGUAAAUAACACAAUAUUUAAGAAGAAAAAUAAAGGUAAAAUUGCACUAACAA
Messenger RNA from Anolis carolinensis (green anole), 2955 nucleotides. RefSeq lists its product as uncharacterized. Lineage: Eukaryota; Metazoa; Chordata; Lepidosauria; Squamata; Anolidae. The coding region runs from base 368 to 2737 and encodes 789 amino acids. The record is from RefSeq and is a predicted model, not a curated record. The transcript has 6 exons.